Molecule: messenger RNA, 2086 nt
Organism: Sclerotinia trifoliorum
Lineage: Eukaryota; Fungi; Ascomycota; Leotiomycetes; Helotiales; Sclerotiniaceae
Source: the annotation of a GenBank genome assembly
GUUACCACAAAACUUGAUGCCGAUUCUUGAUGCCGAGGCCAUGUUGGGAUUUAAUAGUGGUGUCUGAUUGUGUCUGACUCCCAAACUAUUGAUAGUUGGAUAAGAGAAAUGAGUAACGGCGGGGAGCUUGACAAGCGUCGCCCCCGAAAUUCUCGUCAAAUCAUUUGACGUCAUACUGGUUGGUCGGUGGUAGGUCUCAUGUGUUCCAUACUAGGUAAUUAUACUCCCAGGGAGAUUCAUCUGUUCACACUAUAUAUACUUCAACUUCUCUCUGAAGGGUGCUUUCUUUUUCCAUCUCAUUCCAGCCUCUAAAGUCUUCUCUUAUAUCAUACCUACCCUUUCUUCAAUUUCAACACCCCACCAGAAAACCUCACAUCAGAUUCUCAAAAAGUAACCUAUGAUGUCAACAUCCACACAACCCAAAAAACCCUUCCACGUCGCUAUUUGCGGUAUGUUGAACCCAAAACACAUUAUAAACCCUACCUAACAACAUCCUAGGCGGAGGUAUCGGUGGCUUAUGUAUGGCAAUUGGUCUCCUGAAGCAAAAUAUCCCAUUCACAGUAUACGAAGCCGCACCUGCAUUUGCAGAAAUUGUAUGAUCAUAUCAUUCCUGCUUGAUUAACCUCGAAGCUCAUAUUUCAUAGGGUGCAGGAAUAUCAUUUGGACCUAAUUCUCUCCGGGCAAUGGAAUUAAUAGAUCCACGUAUUAAACAUGGGUUCGAGAAUUGCGAAACAAGGAAUGGUUCUCCAGAAGAGAGAGACAUUUGGUUUGAUUUCCGGAUAGGUAUGGCGGAGGAAGGUUGGAAAGGGGUUGAAAAAGGACCACCAGUAAAGGAAGGAGAAUUUCUGACCGAAGUUGUGGCGAAAGGUUGUGGACAAGCUUCCGUUCAUCGAGCGCAUUUCCUCGAUGAAUUAGUCAAGUUGGUUCCAAAGGAAAACGCUCGGUUCGGGAAGAGAGUUGAGAAGGUAGAAGAGAGGGGAGACAGAUUAUUAAUGACUUUCCAGGAUGGAACGACGGCUGAGGCCGAUGCCGUAAUUGGUUGUGAUGGUAUUAAAUCGAGAACUAGACAUAUAGUUCUUGGUGAUGAUCACAAGGCUACCUUACCUGUUUUCACUGGAAAAUAUGCAUAUAGGGGAUUAAUACCUAUGGAAAAGGCAAUUAAUGCUGUUGGUGAAUCUUUGGCUAGAAAUAGCCAAAUGUACCUAGGUCAUCAGGGCCAUGUAAGCAUCCUUCCCAGCUACCUCAAAUUCCACUAACAUAUCCUUAAGGUCCUAACAUUCCCCAUCGAAAAAGGAGCCACAAUGAACGUCGUAGCAUUCCGCACUAAGAAAGACGGAAAAUGGAAUAACGAAAAAUGGGUUCUCCCAAUCAAAGAAUCAGACAUGGUUUCCGAUUUUCAAGGCUGGGGCAAAGAUAUAAAACACAUCCUAUCACUUAUGGAAAAACCCGACGUCUGGGCAAUCUUUGAUCAUCUCCCCGCUCCAACAUACUACAAAGGCCGACUAGUGCUCCUCGGCGACGCAGCUCAUGCCAGUACGCCCCAUCAAGGAGCUGGCGCUGGACAAGCUAUCGAAGAUGCAUUCAUCUUGAGUAAUUUACUAGGGGAUUGUAGGAAGGUGAGAGAUAUUGAAAGCGCGUUUAGAGCGUAUGAUAUGGUUAGAAGGCCUAGAAGUCAGAAGGUUGUGAAGACGAGUAGGGAGGCGGCGGAACUUUAUGAGUUUGAGAAUGAGGAGAUUGCGGGGCUUGCAAAUGGAGUUGUGGAUAUGGAGGGUUUGAAGGAGAGGUUGAGGGAAAGGACUAAGUGGAUCUGGGAUGAGGAUUUGGGAUUGCAGUUGCAGGAGGCGAGGAAGAUUAUGAAGAUGCGUGGUGAGAGGGCGAAUCUUUGAAAAGGGGAUGUGAUAGGUAUGUUGUGGUUAUGGUUAUGGUUAUGGUAUAGAGCACCAGGUCUCUCUGUCUAUAUGUUUUGCGAAAAGUUCAAGAGGAGGGUUAAGUAGAGAGAGCUACUAGGCUGAGAUGAUAGGAACAUAUAAUUAUAAUUAUCUUCCACUUAUAUAGGAUAGAACACCAACUAUAAUAAUCUUACUUU